AUGGCUAGUAACAGCAAUCUUCUGACAAAUCUACCAGUCUUUGAUGGCAAAAGCUGGAAUCAAUGGAGCAAGAAGAUGCAUGUCAUCUUCAAUGUUCAGGAUGUGGCUGAAUAUGUUGAUAAUGUCUACACUCCAUUGGAGGCGGAUCCUACACUAGAACAACGGGCAGCCUUCAAGGAGAGAAAGAAGCAAGAUCAGAAAGCAAUGCUCUACAUUCAUCAAUGUGUUGAUUCUAAAAUCUUUGAGAAGAUUUCUGAAUCAGUGACGUCUAAAGAAGCCUGGGAUCUGCUGAAAAAGUACUAUGGUGGUGAUGAUAAAGUGAAGAAGGUGCGGCUUCAGGUUCUACGAAGGCAAUAUGAGGCACUGCACAUGAUGAAGAAUGAGUCAGUGGCUGAGUAUUUCACAAGAUUGGUGGUUCUGGCCAAUCAAAUGAAGAACUGUGGUGAUGAAUUGCCAGAAAUUUGUUUGGUAGAGAAGGUACUUCGCACUUUACCUUCAAAAUUUGAUAUCAUAGUCACUACUUUAGAGGAGACAAAGGAUCUCAGUACCAUGAGAUUAGAAGAUCUUCAAGGAACCUUAGAAGCCAGGGAACUCAGAAUUUCUGAAAGGGAAGCUGAUGAUGAACAUGAACGUGCUUUGUUCAUUCAAUCCAAGAAGAAUUCCUCUUUUGAAGAAAGGAAAAAGAAGUGGAAAAAGGGUAAACAGAAAUUUCGUGGCAAAGAAGAUUCCUCAUCAAAGGAUCAUGGUGGUGAAGAUGAUAAAUUAGACAACAAGAAAGGUGCUGGUCAUGAAAAAAUCAAGAAGAAAUUUGAUAAGAGCAAGAUUCAAUGCUUUAAUUGGGGUCUUGGGAAGAAGCAACAAUCCAAGAAAACUGAUGAAGAAGCACAUCUUGCACAGUGUGAUUCAGAUACUGAACCACUUGUGAUGAUGAUUACAACCAAUAAGGGUGAACAAACUUCAGAUGUUUGGUACUUGGACACAGGGUGCUCCAACCACAUGACAGGCCAUAGAGAAUGGCUUAGUGACUUUGAUGCCACCAAGAAGACACAAGUCAGUUUAGCAGACCAUAGUAAACUUACUGCUGAAGGAAAGGGAACAAUUUCUCCUGUAACACCAGGUGGCAGACCUGCACUUGUGAAGGAGGUUUUCCAUGUUCCACAUCUGAAGUGUAAUCUGAUUAGUGUUGGCCAGCUAGUAGAAAAAGGGUUUCUCAGUGACAAUAGACAAAAGGGGGCUGAGAUUGUUUGA
Molecule: messenger RNA, 1248 nt
Organism: Lotus japonicus
Lineage: Eukaryota; Viridiplantae; Streptophyta; Magnoliopsida; Fabales; Fabaceae
Exons: 2
Coding region: 1-1248 (415 amino acids)
Source: RefSeq, a predicted model, not a curated record